Molecule: messenger RNA, 2427 nt
Organism: Melitaea cinxia (Glanville fritillary)
Lineage: Eukaryota; Metazoa; Arthropoda; Insecta; Lepidoptera; Nymphalidae
Exons: 10
Coding region: 1-2427 (808 amino acids)
Source: RefSeq, a predicted model, not a curated record
AUGGGUAUAUCUUGUUGUGAUAAUGUUCUACAAAGAUGCUGUAGUGUUAGAAUUAUGGAUGAUGAAGUCGAAGACAUCGUAGGGGAAGUUAAAUACACCGAUUCCCAAAAAAGUGUAACCACGUCAGUCGUUUAUUCACAAGAUUUCACAGACAGUAGUUCAGACAAAAACAACUCUUCCGGUAAAGAAACUUACGUCUUGGAAUACGACAGUGAUGAUAGUGACAAAACAUUUCAAGUCCAUAAAAGCGAGAGCAUCAUUAAUUUAUUUGCCAAAGGAUCAACAAUAAACUUAAAGCGAGACUCAAAGGAAAAUAAUCAAAUACGUUCAAUUGAUAGAUCCGUUUGCACGAGCUUACCGUUACGUAAUAUUAUAGCUCAGGAAAUAUUCACACAAACAAGUAAAACUAUUAUAGAAUUAGCUCAAAAUGAAAUAAACAUACCAUUAGCUAAGCAAACAUUGGAAACGCAAACUUCAUUCGUCUCUAUUAUAGAAAAUAAAUCAAUCGAGUACAAAAUACAAGUACUUAGAACAAAUCGUAACGAUACACCAGCAAUUAGAAACUACCCAGAUACUCGUAUGCAGACAAUAGAUCAAAAUAUAAUUAAAUCCGAUAUUCAAAAUGUAUAUUCGAUGCUUGAAAACAAUUCCAAAGGUAAGUCGCCCAUUUUCGGUGGACUAGCGAUAGAAAAUAAUACUGAUAGAAGAAGCUUAAACAAUUCAGAUGACGACGUAAUCCACUUUAUUGAAGAUGAUUCAAAAGAUAAUUCGGAAAGCAAAGUUAUACAUAACGCAGAACAUAAUUAUACAAGUGAAUUUGAAUCAAAUAAUUUUGAAUCUGACUUUGAAAAUGAUUCGUUAAUGGAAAACGAAUAUUGUUAUGAUAAAACUAGGAGAAGGGAUGAGAAUAGUGAAACAAGUGAGAUACCCAAUUGCAUCGAUAGUGAUGUUGAGGAGCUUUACAACAGGUUGUCAGAAAGUCCUCGGUUAUUAUCACCAAUUUUAUCUGCAGAGCCAGCUGUUCGAAACUUUGCUAUAUUGACUCCCCUCACAGAAGAAACUGCACAGAAAAAAGAAAGUAUCGUCGAUUUAACUCCAAGUGCUCGGACUUUAAUGAAAGCAUGUGAAUUAAACAGUAAUAAUGAUAUGUUUGUCAAUAAUUGUGGAGUAAAAGUAAAUGUAUUAUCAGAUAAUAAUAUUAGUUCAGAGGAACAAAGAAAUUUUAAGUUGCCUCCCAUUUACAACAACCAAUCGUACCCGAACAGUCCUCAUUUAAACUUUUUUAUUCCCUUAAACAAUCAAAGACCCUUCGGAAAUACAUGCAUUCUGCCAUCUUUAUAUGAUAGACACAGUGAUAAAUAUCUUGAUAGAUGGGAGAUAAGUAACAAAGAGUUGGCGUCAGGUGAAAGUCCGCGUAUUACUGGCAAAAACGAUUCUCUGAAGAUCAAAACAAAUCCUCUUCAAUUGCCAUCAAUCCAAUCAGAAAGUAUUACUAACGACGGUAACAGUAGUAUAAACUACCCUAAAAAUGUUUCAACGUCCUUGAAGCGUUCAUUACUAAGUGAUUCAUGUGAUACAAUAAGUAUUCAAGACAAAAUAAAAGAGUUAAAGAUUAGUACAAGAAAAACAAGGGCCAAAUUAUCAAGCAGAAGUGGAUCCCCUACUAGUGUAUCGUCACCUGAUGAAUCCAGAAUAUGUAACGCAGCUGAAAAGGGAUGUGAAGUUCUUUGUGUUGAACUGCUACGUAGACUGCAAUCACCUUCUUGGGUCGAAAUAACAGAAACCUUGGAGGAUUUGCCAAAAGCUCUCGAGAAAUUCUGGUCGAUUAUUACUGAAACUCGCAUAGCGGAUUUGUUAAGACAAGUGACUGGUCAUAUUGAAUCGCCAAGGACACAAGUAGCACGCGCAGCAUGCAAGACUCUAGCCGAAAUAUUAAAAAAUACUAACUACACCAAAAAACCUGACUUUUGCGAAUGUAUGUGCACGUUACUGGCGAAAACCGGUAGUUACAAUCGUCCAGUUCGACGAGAAGCGAACGUCGCUCUCGACGACAUCGUGUGCAGCGUUGACGUCACCAACUGCGUCACCGCCAUCUGCGUUUAUGGGGUCAGUCACAAGAGCGUGCUAGUCCGCUGCGCGUCCGCACGCCUCCUAGUGGUGUGUUGCGCGCUGGCGGAGGGCGGGCGGCAGAUCUUACGCACACGCCCGCCCUCCGCCGCCACCGCGCGUCGUCACGCAUUGCGAUCACUCGCGGAAUUGCUGCAGGAUAAGAAUAACGAUACAAGGAAAUACGCUGAACGCCUAUAUGCUAUAAUGCGACCGCUUCCGAAUUUCGAGGCCUAUUUUCUGACAGAUGUGGAUGUGGAAAUCGCUUCGAAGCACAUGAAGAAAUACGACCAGCUCUUAAACAACUCUAAAGCGAGGUGA